Magallana angulata is the source of this 1086-nucleotide messenger RNA. RefSeq lists its product as uncharacterized. Gene Ontology annotation, biological process: proteasome-mediated ubiquitin-dependent protein catabolic process; protein polyubiquitination. NCBI's taxonomy places the organism in Eukaryota, Metazoa, Mollusca, Bivalvia, Ostreida, Ostreidae. The coding region runs from base 1 to 1086 and encodes 361 amino acids. The record is from RefSeq and is a predicted model, not a curated record. The transcript is spliced from 4 exons. Gene Ontology annotation, molecular function: ubiquitin protein ligase activity.
AUGGUAACAAAGGCCCACACACUGAAACAUCUCAUUGACUAUUUACAAAACGAUUUAAUGCGCGAUAUGUUUUGUGACUUUGAUUUCAAACAAAGAUUGUUAAAACAGAAGUUAGAAAUGCUCAGACAUAUUGCCGGUCUACAGAGAUAUGUAAACAUAUAUGAACAGAGGAGAGUAAUCAGACCGCUACAAUUUCUCUCAUCCAUAAAGAGAGCCCUCUCCCAGAUACAGCUUACACUCCACACAAGCCAGCUCUCCAUGACCGAGUCACUUAACAAGGUGGAUGUGAUGGAGUCACUGAGUUCAAUCCAAAUCACGGAGAGAGGAAACCGACGCGUAGGAGACCAGUGUCUGCUGAAACUGAUGUCUGAGAGAUCAAACUUCAAAUGGAGACCACGAUGUGUGUACUGGUCCCCGUCCACUGGGGAUCUACUGGUCGGGAUGUAUCAUAUACAUACAGAGACAGGCAAGGUUACCCGGUACAACGGAAGUGGACAACUGACACAAACCAUACAGUGGGACAACUCAGGGCGGGUAGUGUAUAGUUUACCUAACUAUAUAACAGAGAACAACAAUGGGGAUGUCGUGGUGUCUGACUCUAUCUAUUUGCACGGUGCUGUAGUGGUGACAGAGCGUGGGGGAAGACAUCGUUUCUCUUACACAGGACAUUCGCCAGGAUCAGAACUGAUGCCAUGUGGAAUCUGUACUGACUCGCUGUCACACAUCCUGGUGUGUGAUAAUCAAACCAAAACAGUACAUAUGUUACAUAUGGACGGCCAGUUCCUGUCACAUUUACUGACAAGAUCACAAGAGAUGGGUAAACCUAGGAGCUUGAGUUAUGAUAUCAAAAGUCACCGUCUUUGGGUCGGAUCAUGGGACAACAACAAGGUGUGUGUCUACAGGUAUAUCACCAGACAGGACACUCUGACAGAUCAAAGUCGUGUGAUGGAGUCACUGAGUGGAAUCCCAACCCCAGGGACAGAAAAAGCACAGUAUGGAAACCAGUACCGGGUCUGGGUCAGUGAUAGAUACACUCUCAUCUUGACAGACACAACAGGUGCCACUCUACAUGCUGUGGAGGAUUGA